This is a messenger RNA of Schistosoma turkestanicum, 2286 nucleotides long. The record is from the annotation of a GenBank genome assembly. Lineage: Eukaryota; Metazoa; Platyhelminthes; Trematoda; Strigeidida; Schistosomatidae.
GGGAUCACCGCGCUGUACGAAUAUUGCCGGUGUGGCGCGUAUGAUAACUUUUCUCGUGAGAAGUAGGUGUCUGUCGUGUUUCAACAUUCUUCCUUGUUCUACUUACAAAAUGUCGGCUGCUGCGGUAGAAAAUAGUAAACUCAUGUCACAACAGAAUGAGGUUCUCAAGAAAAAUGAUGCGAUGAAAGAGGACUCAAUUGACGCCACAAGUUACCAUGAAAUGCGAAAAAAUGCAAUUUCGGAGCUCAAAAAGAUUCAGAAAAAUCCAUAUCCACACAAAUUCCACUCAUCUAUCUCACUUGCUGAGUUCAUUCAAAAAUAUUCAUCCUUAAGUCCUGGAGAGCAUUUGGAUGAUAUUUCGGUCAGUUUAACAGGACGUGUUCAUGCAAAGCGUUCGGCUGGAUCCAAACUAAUUUUCUAUGACAUCCGAUCAGAAGACUGUCGGUUGCAAGUCAUGGCAAAUAUUCGUUUCUACAAGUCAGAAACUGAGUUCCAUGACAUAAAUGAAGUGAUUCAUCUGGGUGAUAUCAUUGGCUGUGUCGGUUCACCAGGUAAAUCCAAACUUGGUGAAUUAAGCAUCAUACCUCACGAAAUCAAACUUCUGUCUCCGUGUUUAUAUCAACUUCCACACAUGCAUUAUGGUGUUAAAGACAAAGAAACCCGUUUCCGUCAACGCUAUUUGGAUCUCCUCAUGAAUGAGGAUGUACGACAACGUUUCAUAACACGGGCUCGCAUAGUUAAUUACGUCCGUAGGUUCUUAGAUGAUCUUGGAUUUUUAGAGGUUGAAACUCCUAUGAUGAACUCGAUUGCUGGUGGAGCUGCAGCAAAGCCGUUUAUCACUUAUCAUAACGAUUUAAAUUUGAAUUUGUAUAUGCGCGUCGCACCAGAACUUUACUUAAAAAUGCUUGUUAUUGGAGGGCUCAAUCGUGUCUAUGAACUUGGUCGUGUGUUCAGGAAUGAAGGUAUUGACUUAACUCAUAAUCCAGAGUUUACUUCAUGUGAAUUCUAUAUGGCGUAUGCAGAUUAUGAAGAUCUCAUGACCAUUACUGAAGACUUGAUAUCCGGUUUGGUUAAACAUCUUUUCGGUUCUUACAUGAUUAAAUAUCAUCCAGAUGGAGAAUCAGAUGAGAUCAUUGUCGAUUGUACUCCACCAUUUAAACGUAUCAAUUUUUAUGAUGAUUUAGCUGUUAAACUAAACACUAAACUGCCUCCUCCAGAAACAUUCGAUACGGAAGAGACUCGUCAGUUCUUUUUAAAAAUUGCAGCUCAACAUGGCGUUGAUUGUCCAGAACCAAAAACUACAGCUCGAUUGUUGGAUAAAUUGGCUGGCGAAUUCCUGGAACCUUUAUGUGUUAAUCCAACUUUUCUUACUUGUCAUCCAUCUAUAAUGAGUCCUUUGGCUAAAGAACAUAGAUCUCGUCCGGGUCUGACAGAGCGCUUCGAAUUGUUUAUGCUACAUAAAGAACUAUGUAACGCAUAUACAGAACUAAAUGAUCCUGUUGUACAACGUGAAAGAUUCAUGGAACAGGCUAAAGACAAGGCUGCAGGCGAUUCUGAAGCCAUGGUAUUAGAUGAACAGUUUCUCACAGCUUUAGGUUACGGUCUUCCACCAACUGCAGGUUGGGGUCUUGGUAUUGAUAGACUAACUAUGUUCCUGACAAAUACAAAUAACAUCAAGGAAGUCAUUUUAUUCCCUGCUAUGAAACCUGAAGCCAACAUUGCCGCAUCCUUAAACCCAGUAUCUGAAAAGCCACAAGAUACUAAGCCUUCUGUUUCUGUUAAUAGUCCUGUACCAUUGGAUUUGUCAAGCAACACUAAGAAUUUACCAGAUAAUUCUGCUGUACUUUUGGAAUGCAACAACGUAUCACCUAAAUCAUCAUCACCUCUUCCAACAAAUGUAUCUCCAGUACCAACUUCCAAAUCACAGGAUGUUUCAAGUCCAGAGACUGGUGAAACGCUACCUUCCAGUACAGGUAAGAGUGCUAAAAAGAAGAAAGGACGCCGAUCGUAACCCUGAGAAACUUGUGACUUUUGGUGGAAUAUCUGAGAUAUACAUCAGUGUGUGCUAUAAAUGCAUUUCAUAAGAAUAACCUUUUGCUGUUACGUUUUGGUACAGAUAAAUGUUUAAGGGAUUUUCUUGUCUUUUUUUUUCUGUCCGUCCAAAAAGAUGACAUUUUAUAUACGUUUAUCUUUGUGAUAAAAUGCACGGCUGAUCCUUGUCACAUAAAUGUACCAUCACUGGCCAAACAUUUACAACGCUGGUUUAAAGAAUAAAUUACUACUUGU